Messenger RNA from Rubroshorea leprosula, 3874 nucleotides. The record is from the annotation of a GenBank genome assembly. Lineage: Eukaryota; Viridiplantae; Streptophyta; Magnoliopsida; Malvales; Dipterocarpaceae.
GAAACUUCACUGACUUGGGGUUGACGAUCAGACGCAUAACCUGCAUUAUCUCCUUUCCUUUUGUGAGGAAACUUCUGCUUCUUCUUCUGCUUCUGCUUCUGCAUCUCUGGUGGAAAGAUCACUGAAAAUCUAUGGGUAAGACAAUUCAGGUAAAUGGGUUCCCUCGUGGGGUGUAUGCAGAAACAGUGAAGGCAUUUUUGGAGAGAUAUACUGGUGAGAGAACCGUUUAUGCUAUUAAAAUUAGACAGGGAAAAAAUGAGGGUCGAUUCGCAUUUGCUAUUGUGCAAUUUCAAACGGCAAGGGAUGCUGAAUUGAUCUUAAGCAUGACCAAUCAAAAAAGGCUAUGGUAUGCAACUUCAUAUCUCAAGGCUUGGGUGAUGGAAACAGAUAUUGUCCCAAAGCCAAGAAUCUUUCUACAUACCAUGGAAAAUGUGACACUGCAUUUUGGUUGUCAGCUGUCAAAUGAAAAAUUUUGCCAUCUCUGGAAAUUCAGGAAUGUUACUGUAAAAUUUGGGAUUGGGAUGCGAAAACUACAGUUUUUUCUGUUAGACCUGGAUUACAGGCUUGAGCUCUCUUAUGAGAAUGUCUGGCAGAUUGAGCUUCAUUGUCCACGAGGGCAAACUGCAAAGUAUCUUUUGAUUCAGUUGAUAGAGUGGGAUAGUGGAACAGAGAUUUUUCCUUUUGGGUUCCAUUUCCUGUCACACCUUCUAUCACCCUGGACUGGGAAUAAGUUAAGGGUGUUAUUGUUAUCCCUUCCCCCUUCUCUCUGUUUCUGGAGGUUUAGGCAUGCUUUUGCAUUCAUGAAUUUACUUGGUGCUCCUAAGAUCUUUGAGAAAGACGUACGCUCUUCUGGAUCUGUUUUUGAAGAUCCCUUAUUCAACUUCUUCAGGGAUGUGCCUGAUGAUCAGUGGGUCAGGACAACUGAUUUCACUCAAUCAAGUUGUAUUGGUCAGUCAUCUGCAAUAUGUUUGGAGCUUUCUUCCAGACUCAAACUUCCAAAUUUCAGGGAAAACUUUUCUUUUUACAAAGAAAGUGAAGGAAGGUUUAUAUUGGAACAUGGUUCUGCAUAUUCUUGCAAUCACAAUCUAGUCCCUGUUGUUGGUCCUCCCCAAGGGGCUAACUUGCCAUUUGAUAUGUUGUUUAGGGUUAAUUUAUUGGUCCAAAAUGGGUGUCUUCCAGGGCCAGUGUUGGAUGCCGAUUUCUACCGAUUGGUAGAUCCAUGUAGAAUAACAAAGGCCUAUAUAGAGCAUGCCUUGGAAAAACUUAUUCAUCUGAAAGAAUGCUGCUAUGAGCCUUCAAGAUGGCUUUCUGAGCAGUACCGAAAGUACAUAUCUGCUAAAAGGCAUCCAAACUCUCCUGCUAUAUCCUUAGGUGAUGGUUUGGUGUAUGUUCGGAGGGUUCAGAUAACACCUUCUAAGGUGUAUUUUUGUGGUCCUGAGGUUAAUGUGUCAAAUCGUGUGCUGCGCAAUUACAGUGAUGAUAUUGAUAAUUUUCUUCGCAUUACUUUUCUUGAUGAGGACUUGGACAAAAUUCAUUCAACAGAUCUAUCUCCACGUACUUCUACAAAUGGAGAUAGGAGAACAGAAAUUUAUAAAAGAAUUCUUUCUAUCCUUCAAAAUUAUGGUAUAGUUAUUGGUGACAAGAAGUUUGAGUUUCUUGCCUUCUCAUCAAGUCAAUUACGGGAAAAUUCAGCAUGGAUGUUUGCUUCAAGAGAUGGGCUCACUGCGGCAGAUAUAAGGGCGUGGAUGGGAAAUUUUUGCCAAAUAAGAAAUGUGGCUAAAUAUGCUGCUCGACUUGGUCAAUCCUUCAGUUCAUCAACUGAAACUCUCAGUGUUGGUGAAGAUGAAAUUGAAAUUAUUCCUGAUGUAAAAAUUGAAAGGGAUGGAAUUAAUUAUGUCUUCUCUGACGGAAUUGGGAAAAUAUCACCUGACUUUGCUAAAAGAGUGGCUGUAAAGUGUCACUUGAAGAGUCCCAUUCCUUCUGCCUUUCAGAUUCGGAUUGGUGGAUACAAAGGUGUUGUGGCUGUUGACCCAACCUCAUCAAAGAAAUUAUCCCUGAGAAAGAGUAUGUCAAAGUUUGAAUCAAAGAACAGAAAGCUGGAUGUUUUGGCUUGGAGCAAAUAUCAGCCUUGUUUUCUGAAUCGCCAAUUGAUUACUCUUUUGUCUACCCUCGGAGUUCCAGACUAUGUGUUUGAGGAAAAGCAAAGAGAAGCCAUAGAGCAACUGGAUGCUAUCCUAACGGAUCCCUUAAGGGCACAGGAAGCUCUGGAGUUGAUGUCCCCUGGGGAGAAUACUAACAUACUCAAGGAGAUGCUCAUAUGUGGUUACAAGCCUGAUGCUGAACCCUUCCUUUCAAUGAUGUUGCAAACAUUUCGAGCAACAAAGUUGCAAGAUUUGCGGACAAAAACAAGGAUAUUUAUUCAAAAUGGAAGGUCAAUGAUGGGAUGUCUAGAUGAAACUGGAACCUUGAACUAUGGUCAGGUGUUUGUGCAGUUUUCCAAUUCUGGAUAUGGACGUUCUUAUGGUGGCUCCGGAUUAGAUCCGUCUGUUGUUGAGGGUAGAGUAGUUGUUGCAAAGAACCCCUGCUUGCACCCAGGUGAUGUGCGUGUCUUGAGGGCUGUCAAUGUCCCUGCUUUGCGCCAUAUGGUAGAUUGUGUUGUCUUUCCACAAAAAGGAAAGAGGCCCCACCCAAAUGAAUGUUCAGGAAGUGACUUGGAUGGAGAUAUAUACUUUGUCUGUUGGGACCCAGAAAUGAUACCACAUUCCCCAAUUGAUCCCAUGGAUUAUUCUCCAGCAAGAACUCAGGAGUUGGAUCAUGAUGUUACAAUUGAGGAAGUGGAGGAGUAUUUUGCGAACUAUAUUGUCAAUGACAGUCUGGGAAUUAUUGCUAAUGCUCAUACUGUCUUUGCUGACAAAGAGAGAGCUAAAGCAAUGAGUAAACCCUGUAUUGAGCUUGCAAAGCUGUUUUCAAUUGCAGUUGACUUUCCUAAGACUGGUGUACCAGCUGAAAUACCAUCUAAUCUUUAUGUCAAAGAGUAUCCAGACUUCAUGGAGAAGCCAGACAAACCAACUUAUGAGUCACGUAAUGUUAUUGGAAAGCUUUUCCGAGAGGUUAAAGAUCUGUCACCCCCUGCAUUCUCUAUCAAGUCUUUCACUCAGCAACAAGCAAAUCGUUGUUAUGAUCCUGACAUGGAAGUUGAAGGCUUUGAGGAUUAUAUUGAUGAUGCUUUCUAUUACAAAAACAGUUACGAUUACAAGUUGGGAAAUUUGAUGGACUAUUACGGGAUCAAAACUGAGGCUGAAAUACUAAGUGGGAGUAUCAUGAGAAUGUCCAAGUCUUUCACUAAAAGAAGGGAUGCAGAAGCAAUUGGCAAGGCAGUACAGUCAUUGAGGAAGGAAGCUAGGUCAUGGUUUAAUGAAAAGGGAAGUGGCGAGGAUUUUGAUACAGAUGAAUAUGCAAAAGCCUCUGCCUGGUACCAUGUCACGUAUCAUCAAAGUUAUUGGGGUCAAUACAAUGACGGAAUGGAUAGGGACCACUUUCUCAGCUUUCCGUGGUGUGUUUAUGAUAAGUUGAUUCAAAUAAAAGAGAAGGCAAAUGGGAGAAGAGCUCGAGGCCAGUCGUCUUUGGAACUUCAUUUCAGUCGCGUGCAUUUACGUUGAUAGAUUUUGCGUGUGUUAUGUCUAAAGAAUGUAAUAUAAGUUGUGGCGUGGCAUCCCCGGAACUUCAUUUUAGUCGUGUGCAUUUGCGUUGGUAGAUUUUGUUUGUGUUAUGUCUAAAGAAUGUAAGAUAAGCUGUGGCAUGGCAUCUCUGGUAGAUUUUGUUUGAGGGCAACGGUUUGAGUCGGGCGGCUCAUGAUUAAAAUGUUAAAAAAAAU